Molecule: messenger RNA, 5489 nt
Organism: Entelurus aequoreus (snake pipefish)
Lineage: Eukaryota; Metazoa; Chordata; Actinopteri; Syngnathiformes; Syngnathidae
Product: rab11 family-interacting protein 2
Exons: 6
Coding region: 492-1874 (460 amino acids)
Biological process (GO): regulated exocytosis
Cellular component (GO): phagocytic cup; endosome
Molecular function (GO): small GTPase binding
Source: RefSeq, a predicted model, not a curated record
UUCUUGUUUGAUCUGCUGCUAUUUGAGCUUGGAAAUGCCGAAAACCUGCUGUGCUGUUGGAUGUAGCAAUAGACGAGGCGAUAAACCAAAUCUUAGCUUCGGAUCGCGGCCUCAACUUCCGCCGGCGUGUACAGGAAGUGACGCCAGACAAGGAAGUAGCUGUCGUAUCCGGUCGACGGCAAGUGAUUAGCAAUGGAGAGAAAGAACUCGAACUACAACUUAUCCUAACAAGUACCUGGUGUAGGAAAACAAAAGCACCACGUUUGUUUAUCAAUGAAGUCGAGCCGUGUUGGACUGAAAUGUCGCCUCAAAUGACUCUCAGAUGACUUUCUAAUGGCUUGGACACCUGUGAAUUGAACUGUGUAUGUUUAUUACUGUAGGUAGACAUCAUUAACAUGAACAACAAGUUAUUGUUAAGUAUGUUUUAUUACAUUACACUACACAUUAUUUACAUUACACGUUCAGUUCUGUAACACUAUAAACAAUUGACAAUGUCCCUGGGUGAACAAUCACAGAAGUGGUUUCCAACUCAUGUCCAAGCCACUGUUCUUCAAGCUUCGGGUUUACAGCCCAAAGGCAAAAAUGGCACCAAUGAUGCGUACACUAUCAUCCAGCUGGGGAAGGAAAAGUACUCAACAUCAGUGGCGGAGAAGACACUCAACCCUGUCUGGAAAGAAGAAGCUUCGUUUGAAUUACCAGGGUUACUUUUGGAUGGCAACCCGGAAGUGUAUGAACUGUGCUUCAUUGUUAUGCAUCGGUCAUUGGUCGGGCUGGACAAGUUCCUCGGUCAGAGGACCGUCAAUCUCAAUGAAGCGUUUGACGACAAGGAAAAACAGAAAACAGACUGGUAUAUCCUGAACUCCAAGCCAUCAAAGAAAAAAAAAGAGCGAGGACGUAUCCAAGUCAACAUCAAGUUUAUGCGGAACAACAUGACAGCCAGUAUGUUUGACUUAUCCAUGAAGGAAAAGCCCCGCUCACCUUUCUCUAAACUUAGGGGGAAGAUGAAGGGUCGAAAACAUGACAGUGGUUUAGGUGACACUUCGUCAGCCAUCUUGCCUCACUCUGCAGUUUACAACUCCGAACUCAAUCAUCAUAUACCAAAAGCCAAAACUGAUACCAAGCCUAAGAAAUCGCUGCUCUCUGGGGCCCAUAAACUCUCUGCUGCCCAUUCCAUGUCAGAUCUCAUUGGUACCCACUCUCGCCCCAAACUGGACUCCAUGAACUCCAUAGAGGAAAGCGCUGGUCCUCACAGGCGUUCCCAGAGCGAGGUACCAGGCCUCGAAGACAACGAGGCACACGGUGACCCUUUCACUGAUAUCAGUGACACCCUGCCACAGAAGUAUGCCACGCUCCCACGCAACCGCAACCCUUUUGAGGGGGAGCAAGGGCAGCUGUGGGACCGGGCUGAGCGGAAAGAGAAAAAGGAGAAGGUCAGCCUACUAGAACGCAUGACUGGAAAGAAGGACGGCCGCAAGACUAGCAAUGGGGGUCGCUCUGGCAGCUCUGGAGACCCCAACCCUUUUAGUGGCAAUUCACAAGUGUACACUAACCCUUUCAGCUCCACCUACAAAACAAGUGACAAAAAGGCAGUUGGAAAUGAAGUCACAACCCCAGGCCAAAGGAGCAGCAACAUCGACGGCAUGAAAAAUGCAACAACACAAGGAAAUAUGGCACCCUAUAGAAACAUGUCUUUUGAGGAAGUGGUGCAGGAACUUAUCAAGCAUAAAGAAGUGGUAAAAAAGAAAGAUGCCCAUAUCAGGGAGCUGGAAGAUUACAUAGAUGACCUGCUGGUACGUGUCAUGGAGGAGACGCCAAGCAUACUGCGAACACCCUAUGAACCCAAGAAAAAGGCUGGUAAACUGGGUAAGAAGUAGAUGAAGGAGCGACACAGGCAAUAGACUUUGGCAGUUGGUUGUGCAUCAUAUGGUGAAUUAGGCUUGAUUAACUUAAAUGAAACUAUUAUACUGUGGUCAUGGUUCCUUCUUCAAAUCAGAUAUUUCCAGUUAUAAAUUGUUUAAAGCUACCAAUGCUAUAUGCAUUUGCGAUACUUAUAAUGAUUUAAUUGAACACAUAACACAUGGCUCCAAUUAAGUUUUGUUGUUUGCACUUGUUGCACACGUAGCCUCUAUCAUUUUCCCAGAAUCUCUUCAAGUAUGAAAAAAGCCAAAUUUGUGUUUACUAGAUGCUGUAUAAACAAAUUCAUAUCGUUUAUUAAAAGGUGAUUGUGAUAAAUGAGUAUGUAACACUUGCGUUUACGCUGAAGCGCACGUCUUAAAUCCACCACAUGUAGUCCAGACAGUAACCGUUUACUCCCGAGUUGCUUCCUCGUAUUUUUUGCUUAUUUUAAAUGAACAAUUUUAACAUUCCUAGCCUUAAUUCCAGGGUUGUUUACUUUUAAGUGUGAAGACUAUCAUUCACGACCAUUAUCUCUUUUUUUGUGGAGAAUGAUUUUACUUAUAUGAAGUGCAAUAAUCAUCUUUUAUGCAUCUUGCUUUAUAUUAUGCUGGUAAACUUGUUUUCUUUUUUAGCAUGUUUUUGAGUUCAUCUCACCAUUUUCAUUAUUCUGAUGAAUAUACAGUUUGUUCAAUUUUUACCAGCGUUCAUCUCCAAUUCAGUGCAACUUACUGAUGUGAUUGUAUUCAUGUUACCUACCAUAGUUUACCUUUUACUUUACUUACUAGAUGCUGACACUGCUCUGUUACAUUUGAAUACUAAUUGUAUAUAUUGCUAAGCUGGGAUGCUACUGUAUCUGCACACCCUGACCUUGUCAAUGACACUGCUGUUUUAACACUGGUACAAAAUGCCUGCUAUAAGAAGCGAUAUGGCAAUAUACAUAAUGAAUCUUUUUGCGUUUAAAUGCUUCUUUUUUUUGGAAAGUACUGUAGUACAGUAUGUGACAGCACUUUUCUUUCUCUGUGUCUCUUUAGAAGAGUCCAAAGCAAAUCAAUUAUUUAAUCAUGGAUUUCCUACAUAGUCUGUUAACACUAAAUUAUUACUAUGAACUUGUUUGACUUUGUGAUGUCAUCUCAUCUUGAUGUGAGUGAGGUGCAAAAGGCAGCUGUUGAAUCACACUGCUGGUACUGACAUUAACAAAACAGUUAACUUACCAUAUUUUCUUAAAUCACCUGUGCUAUGUGUUGAAAAGUUAUCUUUAGGUUUACUUUUUAUUAUUUUGAGAGAAAGCAGCUGCAUCCUACAGUGUUAAAGCCUGUGUUAUUCCUAUUGUGACUGUCUUACAUCCAAAGUUACGUAUGAGCAGUUUAUUAACCCUCUGCUGUAAAUGGUAUCAUCAUUCCUGAUUCUUGUUCAACCACUUUGACCUUUUAUGAUACAAAAUGAUCAGGGAAAUCACUUGAUUAAUUACCCUUGCUGCCAUUAAGUAGUUAUUUUGCCAGAAGUUACGUGGUUUUGUACCUAAAGCCAAACUUUUUUCUCGAGAAUGUAUUUUGGUUGGAAUCCAAGAUUGUUUCAUGUGUAAAGAUGUCAAACCAACAAGGUCAUUGACCCUUCCUUGCCUUUCUGUUAUGUCACAGUUCCAAAGAAAUAAUUUAAUCUAAUAAAUUUGUUUUUUUACCUCCACAACUUUUGGACAGGCAAAGAAGACGCUUACAGCUAUGUGGCAUGUUUAUACUCCAGGUGUAAUGAAGGAACAUUUUGUGAGUAGAUUAGUCCAUUUUUGCAUGAAUACUGUACUAGUUAUGUAGAUAAAAAUCAGUUUUUCCUUUCUGGAAAUCUUAUCACUGAUUGCCUUCUAACAUGUGCUUAAGUGUGACCUUACUGGCGUUACAUUCUUGACCAACUGCUUUUGAAAGUGUAUUUGGUAGCUGGUUAAAAGGAACUUAUGUUGGUUUGUAACCAUCCUUGUCUACCCUCAAAAUGUUCACCUAUGUCGUUUCUUGUAAAUUUUUAUUUAAAAAAAAAAAAGGUAGAGCAGCAAUGUAAGAGGGAAAUAGUGCAACACAUCGGCCAGCAGUAGACAGGAAGAAGUAGAUUCUAAUGGAAAUGAUGGUGGAAAAAGAUCCGAAUUUGUCUUUUUUCAGAAAUAAUCCUUAUUUUCAAGUGCAAAUGUUGACAGGUAUGAUUAUAAUCAAACACUCGUUGAAAUAAUAGUCUAUCUGUGUUGUUGGGCUUGAAAAUAUUUGAAAAUAUUUUCUUUGGCGAUUUACAAGUGCACAUUUUUAUUAUAGAAUUGAAGAGGGAAACUUGCUACUCAGGAACUGACAUUGUUCUCCAACUAGGGCGCUUUCACAGCCAAAUAUGAUCUUGUAAACCUAAUAAAUCAAUAGAGUUCUAUCAGCGUGAUAUAAAACACCAUAUAAUUUAUGCUCAUUCCCACCAGGUGCCUGCAGAGUGGAGCAUAUCUUACUAAAAUGAUGAACUAGUAACAUUAAAGAUGAGAUGCAUUUAACAUAUUUCCACCCUAAGGAGAUUUAAUUCACACAAACACAAAAAAGAUGAGUGAUUUGUGGAAUUUAACUGUGCUUUUUGUGUUGUCUUUUAGCUUCAUUGCAACAUUUGCAUUAUGUUGUCAUAUAAUUUGGUUCUUUGGUAGUUGUCUGACAGCAACAUGUAAAUCUAAAACGAAAAGCAUUUUCAAAUCAUUUUUCAAGCACAAAAGUGAAAGGGAAGUGACUAUCCUCAUUAUACUUCUUUGCUGCCUCUUUGCAUAAUGUUUAUCAUUCAGUCAAUGCUGCUGUUUGAAUAUGCAAAGCACUGAAUACGCUUGAAGGUAAUAUUCCCUACAAAAUAUGGUUAUGGCCGUCUGUCUGAUUGCUGUGUGGAAUCAUUGUGUGUGAAUAUAUCCCAAAAGGUAAUGUAAAGCUACUGAUUAUUCCCAUAAUUAUUUUCUUGCCGUAUUCUUGCGCUGCAUCGCUUAACAAUGUUUAUAAUGCAUAACAGUUCUAGAAUGAAAUAUGACCGUCGUUGACAAACCAUUACAGUUACGCACAUAAUUAGAUGAGUUCAUCAAAUGGUACUUAAGGGUUCUUAUGAAUGUAUUUAAGGUCUUCCGUUUAGUUCAUUUACAUGCCUUGAAGUGUAAAUGACCAACUAUUUAAUCAGUAUGCUGUCAUCACAUCUGCAUGUUUAUCAUCAACAAUUUUAUACUAUUCACCGUCAUAUUUCCCAAUAAUUUUCUCAAGUAAGUACUAGUAAGUGUUCCUUCUUGAAAGGUUGGAGGUUAACUGACUUAUAUUACAUUAAUAUUUGCCUUCCGUGGCCAGUUUGAGGUUUUUAAACCAGAAUAUUUGGGAGCAAGGUUGUAUUGACUUUCGUGCAAGAAGGAUUUGAUUAUGUUUAAGGUAUAAUUCAGACAUGAUGACUGUACGUCAAGUGCCAAUAAAAACACUCAAACUAAAUAAUGCUUACAUGUGUUUGAUGAUUAAACGAAUGCAAAUAACUUGUUAGUAAUCAUGUUGUAAUUGAAUUCCAAGGGUAAUUUGAAUAUAGCUUGAAAGGCACAAUCAAGACUGUAUUGCCCUUCUGAAUAA